GUGAGAUACAAAAAUUCCUCGUAGGUGCGUGUAUGUAAAAGUGAAUAAGUUUGCUUUAUAUUAUUUGUGAAAGAAAUCUAACGUAAAUUAUAUUUUGCUGUUAAUAAACGAUAAGCAAUUAAUUAAUGUUGAGUUAAAGUUAAAUGUAUUUUUCCCUUGUUUAAAGAGUUCAAUUUAAUAAAGAUCUGCGUCUAUCGCAAAUAUGGCCGUCCUGUAAUGAAUCGGUCAGUGAUAUUAUAGUAAUUUCACAUAAUGCAAAAUUUAAAAAUGGAGCUUCGUGUCGGUAAUAAAUACCGACUGGGCCGUAAAAUCGGAUCAGGAUCAUUUGGAGACAUUUAUUUAGGAACAGAUAUCGUAACAAAAAAAGAAGUAGCCAUCAAAUUAGAAUGCAAAAAGACAAGACAUCCACAAUUACACAUAGAGAGUAAAUUUUAUAAACUUAUGCAAGGAGGCAUUGGUAUACCUGCAAUAAAAUGGUGUGGCUCAGAAGGAGACUACAAUGUUAUGGUAAUGGAAUUAUUAGGUCCUUCCUUGGAAGAUCUCUUCAACUUUUGUGCACGCCGUUUUUCCCUAAAGACUGUACUCUUUCUCGCUGAUCAACUUAUCAGUCGCAUUGAGGACAUUCAUUAUAGGAGCUUCAUACAUAGAGAUAUUAAACCAGACAACUUUUUAAUGGGUCUCGGGAAGAAAGGGAAUAUAGUAUACAUUAUAGAUUUCGGAUUAGCAAAGAAGUACAAAGACUCACGCACUAACCAACAUAUACCAUAUAGAGAAAAUAAAAACUUGACUGGCACAGCAAGAUAUGCAUCAAUUAACACUCACUUAGGCAUUGAACAAUCUCGACGCGAUGACUUGGAGUCUCUCGGAUAUGUCCUCAUGUACUUCAAUCGCGGUAGUUUGCCCUGGCAAGGUCUUAAAGCGGCGACUAAACGUCAGAAGUACGAAAGGAUAUCUGAGAAGAAAUUAUCGACACCAUUUGACGAGUUAUGCAAAAACCACCCGACCGAGUUCCAGCUGUACCUGAAGUACUGCCGGCGACUGCGCUUCGAAGAGCGACCCGACUACGGCCACUUACGCCAACUAUUCCGCGCACUUUUCCACCGACAAAGAUUCACUUACGAUUUCGUUUACGACUGGAACAUGCUCAAGUUUGGACUCCCGCGUGUAUAUGUACAUCCAAUCGACCGCAAUCAGACAAGACGUCAGGAUCAAAAACAGGAACCAGUAAGCACGCCGGCGGCGGGCGCGGCGAGCGCGGCGGGCGCGGCGGGCGCGGCGCCGGCGGGCGCGGCGGUGGCGGCGGUGUCGGAGCGGCGGUGAGCACGCCGCUCGCCGCGGACUCGCCAUCCUCGCCUCUCGCGACGGCGCGCCCAGGCCGCGGCGCAGACGCCGCUCUCACAGGAAUUGAAGCGAUCGAGUCCCCGAAUGCAUGUUCAGUGUUAAACUAAGGAUAAAUUUUGUACGCAUUCAUGUUAACGUUCAUAUAUUGUAAAUUAUUCUUAGACGAAUCGACUGGCCGGACCCGUUUCCGCGACGUCUCGUUCCGAUGUGACUCGUUUAAGCGUAGCUAGCUGUUAGGCCUAUCCGUACGUCUAUUGUACUUUAUGCUCAGUUAUAUUUAGAUGUUAAGGAACUUGAAAUAUAUGAACGAGAGUAGCGUGUUUGUCGUCGAUUCGACUAGUGUACUAUAAAAGUGUAGCUCGAGAGAGUAGUUCGGACGCGUCGCGCGACGCACAUGUGCUGUGACAUGUGACUCUACCGACGAAAGCAUUUAUUGAGAAAAUCUUGACUCUUAAAGUGGUCUUAUCCGUUACUUUGCAUCCGAUAAAUUAUGAUUGUUCUUAAAGCCAAUUCAAGAAGUGCUGUAUAAUAUUGCAAGAAAAUAUUUUAAUUACUAAAAUCAUUCUCUUUAUAAACAAUCGGUUGUACGAUUUAAAAUUGCUACUCCUUAGUUAUCUUCUGUGUUGAGAUGGGAGUUCAUGUGCAAUAUGGUUAAUUUUCUUUAAAUCUUGUCUUCCAUUUUCUUAUUGACGAAUACUAAUAUAGUUCUCGAGUUGUCUAAAUUUAUGUUAACUUGAAAAAAAGCAUGUAAAUCAUUUGACACGUCCAGCCACUGCCAUAGGUUUAAAUUAGGUAAGUUUUUGGAAAAAUAGUCAUUUUCUUUUAGAUUCAUAAUGGAGUUUGCUUUUAUUUUGUGGAAGACAAUGUUGUUUAGUACUCUUUGAUUGGCUGUAUUCUAGCUUAAACAGGAACACAUUCCUAAUACAAACCUCUACAUCUUAACUAAAUAACUUUGAUCUCAUGUGAAUUACCAAAAUCUUUCACCUAUGUAACUUAUUUCGUAAGCUGCAUGCAUAAUAUUAAGGGCAGAUUAUCAGACAAAUACAAUUACAAAGCAACCAAAAUGUAUGACAAAUGUGUUGAUGACAUUUCAAUUAAUAAUUACAUUACAUUUGUCGACAAUUAUUAUUAUGACAAAGUGGUUAUCAUUAGAUUUGUAGUUGUUUGUAAGAUAUUCACCCUCCAUACAUGCGUCGGUAAUCCCAAUACCAUAUCAUAAUAUUUUAUUCGAGGUGGAUCUAAAGGUUUAUUCCAUCUUUUGAUUUUAAGUACAAUGUUUCGUUACAAUUGGUAAUAAGAAUGGACCGUAAAAUUACUUUUGCUACAAUACUUUAUCAUUCUUUGUAAUUAUUUUGCUACAACUGUUCUAUACAAACCAAAUACUUGAUUGAAAAUUAAAAUGUUUGAUCGAUUACAUUUAUACCGAGUGAUAUAUGUAUGUCAUACUUUUAAUAACUUCUGACUGUUAUUUAUUGUAUUACUAAAAUUUAAUCAUUUAUCACAUGUAUGUACAUAGCAAAUAAAUGGUUAGAUAAAUUAUAUACGGUAUUAUUGUCAGGAUCAUUUAAAAUUAAAUUAAUAUUUUAUAUAUUCGGCAUUGUUGUAUAAGUUCAAAAGACGGUGUUUGUAUAUUGAUGAUUUACAAAAUCUUUGCUUAAUCUAUUUAGUUAAUUUCAUGACGAUAUAAUAUAUAGCUUAGGUUUUUGUAUUAUAAAGCGAAAAAUGUAAAGAAAAUAUAAUUUUCAUUUUUAUUAAGAAAGAGUUGUACUGGAUUAAUCCCAAAUUGUGAUCUAUGAUUUUUAACUUAUUCCAAACACACUACUAAUUGCCUUUACUCUUUUAUAAUCUGUGGCAAUAUGAUUGUGUAAUAAUAUAAGUCGACAGUUUCUCAGAUCGGAUGUGUGCAAAGAAUCAUUAGAUUUAAAUCAUCCAUCUCUAAUAUGACUGAGAAUUAGGUUCAAUUUUAUGUAAAUAUAAUAUUAAAAUUAGUAUUUUGUUAAAUGAUUGGAUUUACGAAGCAGGAUAAUACGUCCUGUUUUUAAGAUAUUCCAUAAGGUUUUAGUUGUUUAAUAAAGUUCGCAUAUUUAGUAAUUUGUUUGAAAUAGCACAUCGAACGAUUAAUUGUGUUGUGAAUCAUAUUCUAGCGAGCUAUAUCGUCUUCUGUCGACGCUACGGAAUAUGUCUGCCACUUCUAACUUUGGUAAUUGUAAGUUUAGUCAUCAGUAUUUUUAGCAUUUUUUUGUUCUGAAUUCCUAACUUGCGUUCGAAUUUAAUUCACAUUAAAUAAUAAAAAUCAUUUUUUGUUUGUAUCCAUCCAGCCGGGCGCCAAUUGUUCAGUAUUGGCAUAUUUAAGUGUGAGCGCUGUUUAAUAAUAAUAAUGGAAAGUUAGGAUGUUAUUAAUACCCAAAUAUAUUUUAAUGAUAUUGUUUACUAAUACUUAUAGACACGUUUAUUUAGACAGGUUAAGAUUUAACAUCCCAUCGGGGGAAAUGAUAUUUGUGCUGACGGCAAGGACUCUCAUUGGUGAUGAAGUCUGUUUGAGUUAGAGUUGGCGCGGCCAGCAGCCGCGUGGCGGGAGUACGGCGGCCGAUCUCGCGUUAGUGAGUGCGUGUUCUUGAUCUAGUGAGAAGUGCAGUACAGUGCAUUUCAGCGAACGGUUCCCGACGCGACAAGGUCAUGACUUUCACUAAGUGUCCGCUCGGAUAGACAAAAGACUCUUAUCGACUUAAUUUUGUAUAUAAUUAUUGUAACACUGAUGUCUAAGUAGUAAGGUACUUAGUUAAAUCAGGUACACUGUUUUUUACAAUAUUCUAGAUAAAUAAAUAUUAUAUUAAUAUUACGUAACUGUUCUGUAAUAUCUUAAUUGCUCCCGUUGUUUCCGUAGCUGAGCGUCGUGUACAGCUUUAUACUGAUUAACUCCUCAAAUGGUCUUAGACAUCAGUGAUCCGGAGACUAUUGCAAAAGGAGGGAACGAAUCAGUAGACGUAGGAUAAGAGAAUUAGACAAUGAAAGCUUUUAAUGGAUUUAAUAAAUUCUAAAUUUAAGGGUAAGGGAAGUGUUCCCUCCAUUUUGAAUAUAUUAUACUAAUAUGUGAAAUGUAAUAGAUCUUGUAUCUCAAUGAUGUUUGAUUUACGUUAUGUGGUCGUGUUUCUUUACGCAAUCUGUAUAUGCUGGCCCAUGUAGCUUAGCAUAUUAAUAUGCUUUUAUUACAUAAAUUUAUUAUGCUUGCAUUGUUUUCUACGUCCAGUAUGUAUUGAUUCCUUUGGCACAAUAAACUGAAUAAAAUAAACAUUUGAAA
Molecule: messenger RNA, 4639 nt
Organism: Vanessa atalanta (red admiral)
Lineage: Eukaryota; Metazoa; Arthropoda; Insecta; Lepidoptera; Nymphalidae
Gene: dco
Product: casein kinase I
Exons: 8
Coding region: 253-1320 (355 amino acids)
Biological process (GO): peptidyl-serine phosphorylation; signal transduction; endocytosis
Cellular component (GO): nucleus; cytoplasm
Molecular function (GO): protein serine/threonine kinase activity; ATP binding
Source: RefSeq, a predicted model, not a curated record